Molecule: messenger RNA, 6219 nt
Organism: Myiozetetes cayanensis
Lineage: Eukaryota; Metazoa; Chordata; Aves; Passeriformes; Tyrannidae
Gene: MVB12B
Product: multivesicular body subunit 12B
Exons: 10
Coding region: 4503-5321 (272 amino acids)
Biological process (GO): viral budding; regulation of epidermal growth factor receptor signaling pathway; virus maturation
Cellular component (GO): ESCRT I complex; late endosome
Source: RefSeq, a predicted model, not a curated record
AGCGCCCCGGGCCGAGGCUGCCGGGGCCGGGCUUCGCGGAGACCCCGCGCCUGGGCCCGGGCCGGAGCGCCCCGGUGGCUCCGCUGGAGCUGGGUCGGCUGCGGGAACGGCGUCGGGGACCAGCCGUGGGGCAGAGCCCGUUGACCUUGACGUGCUCUAGAAUUUAAUGUAAAUUCUUACUGGUGACGUUAGAAAAGAUAACAAAGCCCUGUGUUUUGUGUGGUCUUCUGCUCCAAGUGUCUGCAGUGUAGGUCCGCCCGAGUGCCCUUUUCUCACCUGUGCUCCGUGCGUGGCUGGAGGUGUGAGACAGGCGCGUGCUUUACAGUGAUGGCUGGAGCAGCGACACAGAGCUGCCUUUGUUUUAUGUACUCACCACCUGCAUCAUCAAGGUUUGCGAGCUCAGUCAGAGGUUUCUGGAGAGCUUUUCAAAAGUCCACCAAGCUUCGGUGUCUUCUGUGCCUUCCCAGAGCUGGGGCAUUCUUGGCUUGGUCACAGUAACGCUGAAACCCGACAGGCCGGACAUCAGGAGAUGUGCAGCUGCUUGAGCUGAAGCUUGGGUUUCUCCAUCUUGUGUUUUAUUUAAACUGUGUGAGAGUACACCUGUACUUUAGGGAGUCUAUGUGUCACAUGGCAGGUUGGCUGUGUCAUUUGUGUCACUGUUAGCUGAGAUGGCCUUACCUGCUAGAUAAAGGCUUAGCCUGAGCUUCUGGAGGUGUGAAAUAAAGUACACAUCUCAUUCUUGUACUGUGUGCUGCCAUGACAAAAUGAAUCCCAGGCUCAAGCGUGCCUGUAGCCCCCAGGUUCGUAUCUGUGCCAAGAUAAAAAUAACUGAAGAGAAUGUCAUUUGUUUUCCUGCCCUGAUGCAAGGUCAGUUGUAUAUGGAAACACUCUUCACAGAUGUGUGUCCACAGUUAGAAGUACUGUGAAGCAAUAUAGGGUCUCGGUUUUGCUCAUUCUGCGAUUUAAGUUCCCGUUUCCAUCCUGUUCAGUCUUAAUGUGUAGAUUUUGCAACUGAUGCCUGGCAGGUGUCUCUCAGGGGAGCCUGGAUGUGGGGGUGAUUCUAGACAUGCUUCCAUGGGGGCAAAGCAUGACACUGAAAUUCUACCCGUUUGUGAUGGUGGCCUUUGGGGCCCUGACCCCUCAGUCCAACUGUGCUCCUGUUUUUCUGAACUGUGUCCUAUUCCAUGAACGGAAAUAGAAAGUUGGCUGGGGCUUUGUCCUGUUCCCGGACGUGGUGGGAGGCCCGGGAGAGCGGGGCAGUGUGACUCCGGAGCAGAGCAUUGUGCCAGCAGUAUCCCCACCUUUGCAGAGGGAUGGAGUGACAGGCUGAGCAGACGGGCAAGGAUUUAAGCAGAAUAUCUGCUUUGGUUUGGUGGGACCAUUUCCCACAGCCUGCAGGGCCUCAGCAGGCUGGUUGAUAAUUUUUUUCAGUUUUACCUUAGCUCAUACUUUUCUGCCUGUGGGAAGAGCAAGUCAGUGUCAAAGUACAGGGCUUGUAGUUGGAGGAAGAAACAAUAAGACCAUUCUCCCUCCAAGUCUUGGCUAUUUAACUUCAGAGCUUGGCCUGCUGUGCUGGCAGCAUGAUGUUUCUGUAGCAAAUACAUCCACAGGCCUGAUCUGAUCAUGUACAUACCAGCUCUUGAACUUGCUGAACUUGUUGAAAAGGAACACUGAGAGCAAAAAGUGCUCUAGAAACUCACAAUAAUGCAUUCAUUUUUGAAGGUAUGUUCUUCUAUGUACGUGUCCCAGCCAAAGCCCAGCAGUGUGUGUGGUCAGUCACCUCAGUGGAACCAGUAGAAAAGUAUGCCUAGGAUAAACUAGCAAGAAAAUGGGAGAUAGCAAGUGAAGAGGACGUAAGCAGACAAACUUGGGGGUACUGGGAGAAGGGGAAGUACGUGUGUGUGACUGUGGAUGUGGCCUGUGGGAAGAAGGCUGUAGCACAGCCUGGCAGAGUCCUUGAAGGCCUCUCCUACACCCUGGGGCCUCACGCCUCCUGCCCCGUGGUGCGGCUGGUUUGAGGGGGCGGGAAGCGUUUGGGAUGUUGCCAGAAGCAGCAUGGCUGCAUGCCAAGAGUGCAUCUUAUGCAUCUCAUCCUGCAGCCAUCCUAUGCAGCUGUGCUGCGUGCUGCUUGGGGUUGGUGCUGGUAGUGUGCAUGGACACUUUGUCUGGUGCAGGCACAUCCUUUCCCUACUGGCUUUGUCCAAGCUGCCCCACAGUGUUUUGAAACUUCUUCCUGUCCCAGAGCUUGCAUCCGGCUUCCUUGGCUGCCAGGGCGUGCUGAACACUGGAUGUGGCCCCACAGCUCAGAACGACCUCCAGGGAGUAUGCUCCCAACUAAUGGGAAAAAUGUUCUUACUGGUUUGGGCUGUUCCCAGAAUAACUCUGCAGUGAGCAGUGCAGCGCAGGCCCUUGGGCAGAGCCCAGCACAUACAGCUUAUUGCAAGGUGGGGAUAGGCCAUCUCCUGGGCUGAGUGGUCAGCCACAGUGAUGGUAGGUGGGUGUACAGGUCAAACCCACCUUGGUUAAAGAGAACUUAAUUAAAAUAACAAGCUGCCUAAUAGGAGUAUUUAUAGAAUCUUGCUCCUUAAUUUAAUCUCAUCUUUCACUGUUUUUUUUUUUUUUUAUUUUAAGUUCAAAGGUGUGAUAGAAAAGAAACCGAACUUUGGUGCCCUGGGGGAGAAGUGCACUGUAACUAAUCAUCUGUGUAAUUGCCCAGCCAGAGACACCCCUCUAACCUGCACAGAGUUCACAAAAACAUUUAUCCCAGUGUUCAAACUGAUUGUUGCUGUUCCAUAUCUGUUCCAGAUGCAUCUUCAGUGCCACCCACGCAGUGGGAAGCUGCCUGGAGUGGCUGGCCUGGUGUGGCAGAGCCUGCCUGUGCUGUGGUGGCCCUGGCAGGUUUGCUCUCUGGGCAGGUGCUCUGUCCACUGUCCCUGCCGGCUAUGGGUAUGGGCUGUGGUUUGAGCACCAGGCAGAGGAAGGUGCUGGACUCACUGGCUGUGGGCAGCUCGGCCGGCCCUCGCUGCAGCGGGUGCUGCUCGGGGCCCUGCGCUGGUGCCACGCCACGUCACCCUGUGGCUUCCGCCCCGGCGAGGCGGAAAGCCCCGCGCCCGGCGCUGCCGCCAUAGAGGGGCUUUGUGUGAGCCGUCACAAAGUGAGGAUUGAUGCCGUUUCCCCUCCCCCUUCUGUGCUGAGUGGAGCCAAAGAUGGCUCCCACAAAGGUGCCCUUCUUCACUGAGGAUGAGGUGCCGGCAGGCAGAGGGGGCUGCUCUGCAGCACUGUGCUGUUGGUAGGGCCACCCAACAGCGUUUCCACACUGGUGCCACGGAUGCCCAGGGCCCUGUCCUCAGUCUUGCCCAGGCUGACUCGACUGCUGCUUGGGUUCCUGCCAGGGCAGCUUGGACUCCUUGCAGCAGGCCCCAGGCUGGCAAGAUGGGGCCUGGGCAGCAUUCAACAGCAGGUCCCCGGCCCGCAUUAGCCCCAUUCAUGCCAUCACUGCUGGGAAAGAGGAGGCAGUGCUGGGGAUCUCUGCCUACAUGAGCUGUCCCGGGGCCUGAGAGGGUACACAGGCCCUCUGCUUCCCUCGCCGAGGUGGCAUGUCUGUGCCAUCUGGCUACCCCUGCUCCCCUGCCUUUGUGGAGCAAACUGGCACUUCAUCAGGGUGGGGGUUUGGUGGAGGCCUGGGGAACAAAUCUGCUUCCCUUCAGUGUAGCUGCAGCUGUGUAGGAACCUGCUGUGCAGUGUUUUUUGCGUGCUGGGGAAUAUUGUCACUUACCUGGACUUCGCUUCAAAAUGGCCUGAAAGAAGCUUGCAUCAGCAUUCAUUAUCUCCCAGCUCCUCCCAAUGUGUAGUAACGAGUCAUCACACUAUUGAGAGUGACUUGGAAAAGUUUCAGAAAACGUGCAUGAAGAACAGAUUGUAAUCUCUUUGUUAAAUUCAUAUGCACUUGUUCCAUGCUGCACAUUUUAGGCAGUGGCCUCUGGAUUAUCUGCAAGGGAUCCGGAUGAGCCGGUGGGGCAGCACGGGCAGCAGCGUGGGGUCUCUUGGGGCUGUGCCGGUGCCUCCAGCGUUCCUGCGGUGGGGUCCUGUGCUCCUUGCCCAACCUGAGGACAGGGAGCCUGCUGGGAGAGGAGGGUGAGCCCCUGCAGCUCAAGCUGCGCUUCCCGUCAAUGCUUUGGAACCUUGGGCUCUGUUGGGAACAAAGAAGGUUUGCUAUGCUCUGUCCAUGCUGGAUGGGUAUCCAGAUGCCAGAGCAGAGCUCUCCUCUCUGGUUCAGCGAUAGUGUUUGCACCAUUACUGGUCACUAGUGUCUGUUGUUUUGGACUUCUCAAGUAGACUGGCUGUUCAUGUGACAUUAUUAUUAUUUACAUAGGGCCCAGACUUGCUCUUUUUUAUUGCCUGCAGCACGAUGUUUGUUCAGACUGGGCACUGUGAAGUGUAAACCCAGGUCCCACUGGCACCAGCACUCACCUCUGCCUUUUCUAGAAGCAAAUCAGUCCAUAAUGCCUGAGGUGCGAGACCUCUCUGAUGCCUUGCCUGACCUGCCGAUGGAUCCCAUCACAGGUGUUGGUGUGGUUGCAUCCCGGAGCCGAGCACCGACUGGAUAUGAUGUAGUUGCACAAACAGCAGAUGGCUUGGAUGCUGACCUCUGGAAAGAUGGCUUAUUUAAAUCCAAGGUCACACGGUACCUGUGCUUCACCAGAUCAUUUUCAAAAGAAAACAGUCAUUUAGGCAACGUCUUGGUUGACAUGAAGCUCAUUGAUAUCAAGGACACUUUACCUGUGGGCUUCAUUCCUAUCCAGGAGACCAUUGAUACACAAGAAAUAGCUUUCAGAAAGAAGAGGCUGUGCAUUAAAUUCAUCCCUCGAGAUUCCACAGAGGCAGCCAUCUGUGAUAUCCGAAUCCUGGGAAGAUCUAAACAGGCCCCUCCUCAGUACACAUUUAUAGGGGAGCUGAACAGCAUGGGCAUUUGGUACCGGAUGGGCAGAGUGCCACGCAACCACGACUCCGCACAGCCCGCAGCUCCUCCUGCCCAAGCUCCAGCUUCGACCCCUGCUCCCAACCUGCCAAGGCAUAUCUCACUGACGCUCCCGGCCAGCUUUCGGGGCAAGAGUCACAGCACCCGCCUGGACCUGGAGCACCAGCACUCCAACCUGUACGCAAUCUCAGCAAUGGAUGGAGUGCCUUUUAUGAUUUCAGAGAAGUUUGCCUGUGCUCCUGAAGGGAUGCAGCCAGUUGAUCUCUUGGGCAUCACAAUCAAAACUCUUGCAGAAAUCGAAAAGGAGAUGUAUGCACCCAUCCUCCAAGCUGCAGGCAGCUGAGUGACAGGACUCCACCCUGUCAGGAAAAUAAUGGAAAUAGGCACAAAUCCUGGACUGCACCCAGGCUGCUCUCAUUGCUCCAGGAUGGCACAUCCAUGCCCAGGGCAUUGCAUGGAGAGCUGGGGUAUGAAGACGCGGUGAAGCACAGGUGUAAGCGGUGCAUGCUGUUGUUCAUGGCUGCUUUGGUGGAUGUGGGAUGGCCAGCAGAGAAGCAGAGCCCUGGCAACGCUGCUGCCAGCUCUCCCUGCGGGGCUAUAGGGCUUUGUCCUCACUGUUCCUGCCUGUCCUGGCUAGGGGAGCAUCCUCAAGCAGGCACCUGGGCAGGUGCAGGUGACAGGAAAGGUGCUGGCACUGUCAGUCACUUCAGCUACACGGUGGGUGCUGAGGUGCCCGUGGCUGUGGCAAAGAGCGCAGUGGUCCGGCCACUCGUGGGGCGCAUCUCGUCUUCCUUUGAGCUUGGUGUGGAGUGAAAAGUCUAGAGAGAGUCUAAUUAGUAAAGCAAGCAUCCAAUACUCAUCACUCCUUUUAAACUGACAGGGAAGGCAGUUUAUUUAACCACUGAAUUGCUACAAGUUAUCAUGGGCUGCUCUUCGCAAAUAUAUUUAAUGAAGAAGUUGUAAAUCUAAAAGGGCUUAAAAUUUUAAUUUUCCACAGCAAUAUUUUUUCUUGUUCGCAUGUUUGUAGGCAAUUCUCCAGAGUGCAGUCACAUGAAAUGUUUUUUAAAUGAACAUAUUUACUAACUGGCAUGAUUUCAGUUUUUAAAACAUUGGUUCCAGCAAUUAGGAGUUUCCUCAGUUCCCCAAUGACUGGAGAGAUUCGUCUUGAUUAUAAUUGCUCUUAGCCACGCAUAUCUAAUUUGUGUCUUUUUAAGUGUUAAUUAGUAAACAGUUUGAGCUGA